Medicago truncatula (barrel medic) is the source of this 1459-nucleotide messenger RNA. RefSeq names its product mitochondrial carnitine/acylcarnitine carrier-like protein. The record is from RefSeq and is a predicted model, not a curated record. The coding region runs from base 306 to 1199 and encodes 297 amino acids. Gene Ontology annotation, biological process: mitochondrial L-ornithine transmembrane transport. Lineage: Eukaryota; Viridiplantae; Streptophyta; Magnoliopsida; Fabales; Fabaceae. Gene Ontology annotation, molecular function: L-ornithine transmembrane transporter activity. The transcript is spliced from 3 exons.
CCAUGCUGAAAAAGGAGUGAGUGUGGCUUAGAGCUUCCUUUUGUACCUCUGAUUCCCAAUCUUCCCUUUUCGAACCAAUCCAUCCAUUUCUUACUACAUUUCAACCACAUCUCUCCUUUGUCCUCAUCUCAAUCAUCUUGUGGCUCUCUCUCUCAUAUUCAAUUACCCUUUUUCUUUCAUUUCAUUGUCUUUAGAUUCUUCCACGUCACUAUAACCCAUCUCUUACACUCUGCCUUGUGGGAUUUUGCUCAUUUUCCACCUUUCAUUGAUCCAUUGAUUCUUUUGGAUUCUGUUGCUACAGCUCGAUGGGAGACGUGGCUAAGGACCUAGCAGCCGGUACCGUUGGAGGGGCUGCGCAAUUGAUAGUUGGACAUCCCUUUGACACCAUCAAGGUCAAGCUCCAAAGCCAACCUACACCACUCCCUGGUCAGCCUCCCAGGUAUUCUGGUGCAUUUGAUGCCGUCAGGCAGACGUUAGCGGCCGAAGGUCCAGGGGGUUUGUACAAAGGUAUGGGCGCCCCGCUUGCUACGGUUGCAGCCUUCAAUGCUGUCCUGUUUACAGUUAGGGGACAAAUGGAAUCAUUAGUGAGGUCCCAUCCUGGUGCUCCCCUCACAGUGAAUCAACAGUUUGUCUGUGGAGCUGGAGCUGGUGUCGCUGUUUCCUUUCUUGCUUGUCCAACUGAAUUAAUCAAAUGCAGGUUGCAAGCACAAAGUGCGCUUGCUGGCACUGGAACAGCAGCUGUGACUGUUAAAUAUGGAGGACCAAUGGAUGUGGCCCGACAAGUUCUCCGAUCAGAGGGGGGCGUGAGAGGUCUUUUCAAAGGCUUGCUUCCCACAAUGGGACGCGAGAUACCUGGAAAUGCGAUAAUGUUUGGUGUAUAUGAAGCAUUAAAGCAACAGUUCGCAGGCGGGACAGAUACCUCUGGCCUAAGCCAAGGUUAUCUGAUUGUUGCUGGAGGCUUGGCCGGUGCUUCUUUCUGGGGCAUCGUUUACCCAACCGAUGUUAUUAAAAGUGUGCUUCAAGUAGAUGAUUAUAAGAACCCUAAGUAUUCUGGUUCAUUUGAUGCUUUCAGAAAGAUUAAAGCCACUGAGGGAUUCAAAGGCCUAUACAAGGGUUUUGGUCCUGCAAUGGGCAGAAGUGUUCCUGCAAAUGCAGCAUGCUUCUUGGCAUAUGAGAUGACAAGAUCAGCUUUAGGAUGAUAAAUUAUUAUGGUAAAACUUAAUAUCAAUUUUUCAUGGUUCUUAUUAUCCAAAAACAAAAACAAAAUCUCAUGUUUCUUUCUACUUUUGUUCCCAAAACUUUUGCAUUCCAUUAAUUACCAUGUCCAUAUGGCCACACAUGCUUGUCGUUUGUUAUUGCUUGAACCAACAUAGUCAUUCUUUAACCAGUAGUAAUACAUACAUCCUUUUAUUAUUGAUUUCUAUCUUAACAAAAUAUGUAAUAUAGUAGUCAUUUUAUA